ACGGCUUAAAAGUAACGCAGGUGUACACCUUGAUAGCAUAGCUACUCACACUUGACGCAGAGAAAAUGAGAUUGAUAACCUGAGAAACAAAGACCCAAACCCUAGCUAACAAAUAUAAAGAUCAAAUCAAAUCAAAUUUAGGAAAAGAAAGAAAGAAAACCUAAUCAGAGCUCCAGAUAAUGGCAUUCUCUUCCCGUCUGUUAUCCAGAUCCAAACAGGUGUAUGGCAAUCGAGUGAUAAUGCAGCAACAGGAGCUUGUAAUUCCAGUGCGUUACUUCGCGAAAAAAGCUGAUGCUGCUCCUCCAGCUCUCAAGGGAGAUGAGAUGUUGAAGAAUGUCUUUCUGGAUGUCAAGAGGAAAUUUGAGACAGCCAUUGGAAUACUUAGAAAAGAGAAGAUCACCAUUGCUCCUGAGGAUCCAGCUGCCGUGUCUCAAUAUGCAAAGGUCAUGAAGACAAUUAGAGAGAAAGCUGAUUUGUUCUCCGAGUCACAAAGAAUUAAGUACACCAUUGAAACACGUACAAAGGAUAUUCCAGACGCUCGGACAUAUUUGUUAACAUUGAGGGAAAUACGAAUUAAGAGAGGUCUCACUGAUGAGCUUGGUGCAGAAGCUAUGAUGAUGGAUGCUUUGGAGAAAGUUGAAAAUGAACUCAAGAAACCUCUCAUGAGGAAUGAUAAGAAAGGAAUGGCUCUUCUAACGGCAGAGUUCGAUAAAAUUAAUAAGAAGCUUGGAAUUCGCAAGGAAGAUCUUCCGAAGUAUGAAGAAGAUUUAGAACUCAAAAUUGCCAAAGCACAAUUAGAGGAGCUGAAGAAGGAUGCACUUGAGGCCAUGGACACUCAAAAGAAAAGGGAGGAAUUCAAGGAUGAGGAAAUGGCGGAUGUGAAAUCUUUGGAUAUCAGGAACUUCAUUUAAGAUUGUGCAGAGUGCUUGUUGAUGAGUUGAAUUUGAUGUUAAACAAUUGUUCUGACACAAAGAAGAUCUGCAUAGGAUGGGGGGAAUACCUCAUCCGUUUUGGUUUUUGAUAAUAAAAAGGACCUAUCUGCAUUGCAGUACAACUGUGGCAAUUAAGCAAAUAUUUAUGCAGUUGUGUAUCCAAUUUAAUUGCUCGAAAGAGCUGGAAAUAUGUUGUUGCUGCGUUUGCUAUGAAAUUAUAUUUCGGGAA
Ricinus communis (castor bean) is the source of this 1161-nucleotide messenger RNA. RefSeq names its product probable ATP synthase 24 kDa subunit, mitochondrial. The transcript has 7 exons. NCBI's taxonomy places the organism in Eukaryota, Viridiplantae, Streptophyta, Magnoliopsida, Malpighiales, Euphorbiaceae. The record is from RefSeq and is a predicted model, not a curated record. Gene Ontology annotation, biological process: pollen development. The coding region runs from base 180 to 911 and encodes 243 amino acids.